AUGGCACCGUGGCUUCCGCUUCUCCUCCUGAGCCUCCUCAGUGUUUCAAGUGUGGCAGCAGAGGAUGCUGCAGCCUUGGCUGCAGAUGACGAGUGCUCGGAUGAUUCCUCCUGUUCGCUAAGUGCCCUACAGGUCCAGACCAAAAGAACAGACAGCUUCGAAGAGCCAGAACGAUGCGAGAACAGCAGCUCCUGUGUGGACAAUCGCACAUGCGUAUUCAAGGAGGAUCGAAGUUGGAGUCAGUGCGUUCCCUUGGACUACGACACCUUUCAGAAGGAGUGCAAGUACUGGGACAGAAGACUACGUGAUGCUGCCAUCAAGGAGAUUGGCAUGAAUUGCUCAACGGUCCAAUGCGAGUAUGAUCAGGAUUGUCCGAUGUCCACCGUCUGUGUGUCGAAGCCAGACGACAGUUGGGCACAAUGUGUCCCCCUCACGAAGAAGGAAUUCCAAGAGUCUUGCGUGAAAUGGGAGGACGACUUCCGGCUGGCAGCGAUCGGAGCUACCGGCUUCAACUGCCCCAACUCCCGAUGCUACUCUCAGGAUUGGUGUGUGAGGGGAGCCCGGUGUGCUCUUCAGACGGAUGGGACUUGGGGCCAAUGCAUCUCGUGCCACGAUGACAGCUUCCAAACGAACUGCUACUCGUGGAAGGCCACCUUCAUUUCUGCCGCCGAGAAGGCCUGCCACCGAAAGUGCAGGUACGAUCUGGAGCCGGGCAGUGAGGGUGAAGACUAG
Molecule: messenger RNA, 732 nt
Organism: Symbiodinium necroappetens
Lineage: Eukaryota; Dinophyceae; Suessiales; Symbiodiniaceae
Source: the annotation of a GenBank genome assembly